AUGAAACGUCUUGUUGUAUUUGAUUUUGACGGAUCUUUAAUUGAUGAAAAUUCUGAUACAUGGAUAUUUGAACAAUUAUCGAUCGAGACAGCUGAAAAGCUUAAUAAAUUAUAUGGGAAAAUCCAGUGGACAGAUUUAAUGGACAAAUUACUUGGUGAAUUACACCAGAAAGGCAUAACAAGGCAACAAAUUGAACAUGCAUUUACAAAAAUUCCAUUUAGAUCUAAAAUGAUUGAAGCAUUAAAAACCAUCAAGAGAUUAAAUGGUGAUAUUAUAAUUCUUUCAGAUGCUAAUACUGUUUAUAUUGAAGAGAUUCUGAAGGCUUAUAAUGUAUAUGAGUUGAUUUCUGAUAUAAUAUCAAAUCCAGCAGAAUGGAAUGAAGAUGGUAGAUUACGUGUUCAGAGAUUAUAUUCUCCAAAUGACCCACCUCAUGGAUGUGAAAAUCAAUGUGCAUUAAACAUUUGUAAAGGUCGUGAACUAUUAAAGUUUUUAUCAAAAUGUGAAGUCACAUAUCAACAAAUUAUAUAUGUUGGAGAUUCUUUAAAUGAUUUUUGUCCAGCUACUAAAAUGUCAAGGUAA
Messenger RNA from Entrophospora sp. SA101, 579 nucleotides. The record is from the annotation of a GenBank genome assembly. Lineage: Eukaryota; Fungi; Glomeromycota; Glomeromycetes; Entrophosporales; Entrophosporaceae.